UCCCGUGCAAAUUGUCUUAGUCGAUGUUUUUAUUGCAUAGAUGCACUUUUAUCGUUUCUUUAACUAUUCGGGUAAAAAAGAAAGGAAGCAAGGCCAGUUGUAACAGAGCUUUCAGCUUGUGGGGUUCCCUGUCCGACGGAGGUGGCGACGCGGUUAUGCGUCGCAUGUGGACUCCGCGAUAAGGAACAUGCCGCGGGCGCGAUUAUUUUUUUUUUUCCCGUGCCACCGGUUCGGGUCGACGCUGUGGUCAAUCACCUUCUGUGUGACACUUCUUCGUUCUGCGUUGCGACCCGCAUCAAAAUACGCGAUGAGGGCACGCAAGCCCGCGGCGCAGUUUCAGAUAAGGGUCUGCUGGUCAUCCGGGAAGCUCACUACCAAGUGUCACCCCCCUUCCCCCCCCCCAUUUUCUUUAUUUUGCGUUUUUUUUGGUGAAUAAUGUACCCUUGUAUCGCGUCGCUGGAAAUUCGCUGCUCGGAAGUGAUCGAGGUGGGUGGGCAACGCCGUUGGCGCAGCCAGCAGCCAUGCCGACCGCGGCAGCCACAGCGAAAGCAAUCUUGUUCCCGGAGCUUCCGAAACGACGUCCUUCCGAGUUCCUUGACGGGGCGACAAGGAAAAAAAAAAAAAAAACCAUAGGAGGGGCACAGUCCCGCUGCAGCGUUGCGUCACGCUGCAGAAGACCACGGCGACGCGAGGCACCGGGCCCGUGUCGCCGCCAGCGUAGGCGAACAGCAGACGCGAACACAAAAGACGAAAAAGUGCGCUUUUGCGAAGUGUGCCACCACCGCGGUGUCGCUGUGGUGUGGUCUUUUUUCGGAAGCGCACCAGUGGAGCGUGCGGCGCGCGCGAGCUCGGCUGCCGAAACGUGUCGCCUCGUUUUUCCCCGGCCUCGCUCGGGGUCUUGACGUCAGGCAGACGACGCUCGAGUGGGUAGCCGCGCCUCGGCCCUAGCUCGGUCACCGUUCGGGGCGUCGGAAGCGAGGUGUCCCCCCCUGGAUUGCGUUGGAAGCCGAGUGCCCUGCCACAGCUGCCGUCGUACCAUCGUAGCAUGGGCGCGUCGAGUACAGCCGGGCUCGAGUGGGAUGCUGGACCGUCCCUCGGAAGUCUAUCCGGACCACAGCUUCAAGAAGAGGCGGCUGGAGGACACUAGCUGUGCCCAGCGGCUGUCCACUUUGGAGCAGAACCAGGUGAGCGACAUCUCGUCGUCCUCCUCGUCGUCCAGCCAGCAGCAGCAGCAUCCGCCCCAGCAGUGGGAUGCCCUGGGUGGUGGUGGCGGGGGUGAGCUGAAGCGGGCGGGGCUCAAGCGUCGGGCGCCACCGGACCAUGCUCCUGGGCCGGCCCCAGCAGCAGCAGCCAGACGCCAACCCUCUUCCUCCUCUUCGCAUGCUGCUUGGGCUGGCGGGGGAAGCUCCAGCCGCCAGCACAACAAGGCCGCCACCGUGGCUCCCAACACUUCCAAGGCGAGCACCUCCGAGGGUGACUACCAGCUGGUGCAGCAUGAGGUGCUGUACUCUCAGCAGAACCAGUACGAGGUGCUGGAGUUCCUGGGCCGUGGCACCUUUGGCCAGGUGGUCAAGUGCUGGAAGAAAGGCACCAAUGAGAUCGUGGCCAUCAAGAUCCUCAAGAACCACCCGUCCUAUGCUCGGCAGGGGCAGAUUGAGGUCAGCAUCCUGCACCGCCUCGCUCAGGAGCCUGCUGACGACUUCAACUUCGUGCGUGCGUUUGAGUGCUUCUCACACAAGUCGCACACCUGCCUGGUCUUCGAGAUGCUUGAGCAGAACCUCUACGACUUCCUCAAGCAGAACAAGUUCUCGCCUCUGCCGCUGAAGUGCAUCCGGCCAGUGCUGCAGCAGGUGUUGACGGCGCUGCUCAAGCUCAAGCAGCUGGGUCUCAUCCACGCCGACCUGAAGCCCGAGAACAUCAUGCUGGUGGACCCCGUGCGGCAGCCCUUUCGGGUCAAGGUCAUAGACUUUGGCUCUGCCUCGCACGUCUCGAAGGCAGUCUGCUCGACGUACCUCCAGUCGCGCUACUACCGGGCGCCCGAGAUCAUCCUGGGCCUGCCCUUCUGCGAGGCCAUCGACAUGUGGUCGCUGGGCUGCGUCGUUGCCGAGCUGUUCCUCGGCUGGCCGCUCUAUCCGGGCUCGUCCGAGUACGACCAGAUCCGCUACAUCAGCCAGACUCAGGGGCUCCCCGCAGAACACCUGCUGAACGCGGCGGCCAAGACGACGCGCUUCUUCCACCGGGAGACCGACUCCAACUACCCCUUCUGGCGGCUCAAGAGCCCGGAAGAGCACGAGGCGGAGACGGGUGUGCGCUCGAAGGAGGCACGCAAGUACAUCUUCAACUGCCUCGACGACAUGGCACAGGUGAAUGUGCCCACCGACCUCGAAGGGGGCGAGCUGCUCGCCGAGAAGGCCGACCGGCGCGAGUUCGUAGACCUGCUCAAGCGCAUGUUGACCCUGGACCAGGAGCGCCGCGUUGCCCCGGGCGAGGCCCUCAACCACAGCUUCGUCAGCCUGAGCCACCUGGUGGACUACGCGCAUUGCGCCAACGUGCGGGCUUCGGUCCAAACCAUGGAGGCUUGCCGCCGGUCCGGCGCAACGUCUGCGGCUGCGGCCCACUUCACCCGCGGCCCCUCGCCUAGCGCCACGCUCUACGCGGCCCAGGGCCGGGCUGCGGCCGCGGCGGCAGCUCCCGGCAGCCUGUGCGUGUCCUCGAUCCUCUGCCCGCCAGGCGGGGCUUACAGCGUGGGCUCUCCGGCCAAGCACGUCGUCGUCGCGGCCGCGGCGGCCGCUGCCGCCGCACAGCAGGCACCCACAGCGGCUGCGCUUCAGCUGCAGCAGUACGUGCCGGUGUCGGUCGUGGAGCAGAACGGACGCCAGGUUCUGCUGACCAAUCCGGUACAGCCGGCGUGGAGCAGCAACAGGCAGAUGCUGGUGCCGGCAACCUGGCAGACUGCGCCCCGCGGCGCUCCUGCCGCCGUGCUCUCGGACGACGCCUGGGGCCGGUCCCUGGUGCUCGAGCGUGCUGCACUGCUGCCUGCCGAGCGCGCCGCUGCGGCGGUCAUUCCCCUGGCCGGCGCACCUGCCUGGGGCCACGUGGUUGCUGCCACGGCCGCCGCCUCUGCCGCCGCCCGGCACCAGCCGACGGCUACCGCCGGACAGCUGAUGGCGGCGCAACACCACGCAGUGCCAGUUUCGGCUGCCUCGCUGUCGGUCUCGACCUCCCUCUCCAAGCGGCACACCAAGGCCAGCCGCAGCAGCCUGUACCGGGAGGACGACCUGUCGCUUCACCAUCAACAGCAGCUGCAGCAGCCACUGUCGACGAGCCUGCAUUCGUCAUCACUGCAGCAGUCGUCGUUGUCGCUGGCAUCUCAGCCGUACCGGCACCAGACUCAGCGCCAUGCGCCCAUUGCCAUUGACGGCGGCCACCACCACCGGGGCAGCCACACCCUGCAGCCGCCGCACCUGGUGCAGGCCGUGCACCAGCAGCAGCAGCUGUCUCCCGUCAAGAAGCGCGUCAAGGAGAGCAGCCCGCCCAAGUGGGAGGCUGCGGCCGCCCUGCUGCCCUCCGCUGCGGCCACGGUGUCGGCUGGCCGACACCACGAGUCUUCGGUGCAUGGGAGCCGUGCCGUAGUCCAGAGUGGCAGCAGCGGCAAGAUCGGCAGCAAGGAGCGCCAGCGUAGCACCAUUGUGAUCCGUGACACUCCGAGUCCUGCCAUCAGCAUCAUCACCAUAAGCUCGGACUCUGAGGACGACUGCGACACACCCGCCUGUUCGUCGUGCAAGGGUGGCCGUGGCUGCCGCCAGUGCGCAACACAGCAGCAGGCCUCUUCUGCGUCGCUGCGUCCUCUGCAAGCAGCUGCCGCGGCAGUGCCCCUGGUGAGCUCUACGUGCGCAAGCGUGGUGCCACUAACUCCCGAGGAGGAGCGCGGCUCCUACCAGUCGACGCCUAGGCAGGGCUGUGGCAGCCGGGCACGCACCCAGGCGGACAGCUCCAGCUGGAGCCAGCCCCUGGGUCCGUGGGCUGCCCCACUGAUCACAGAGCCCAGCUCGGAGGCCACUCCGCUGGCCUCGGUUUUCCAACGUCGCGGAAGCUCUACAGCAAUGCUGCCCACAUCAUCGUCCUCGGGAGGAGUCCAGGUGGCCACCAGCAGUGGAGGGGCCAUUCACUCGUCCUCGCUGCGUCCGCGCAUGGCCAGCUGCAUCACAGUGCCCGACUCGGACUCUGAGGGUCACUACAGUCCCGCCCGUGCCCUGCCCAACUUCACGAGCAGCGUGCUAGCGGCCAAGGCCAUCAAGCCUGAGCCACAGAGAGACCCGCUGCCCAUCAGCAGCAGCAGCAGCAGCAGCCUGUGCAGCCAGAAGAAGCGGCUCCUGUGCCAUCCGCUGAACGGUGGCGGGGACAUCGUGUUGACGCCCAAACGGGAGGUGGACGACGACUGCAGCGUGCAGCUGCGACCGGCCGCCAACGGCUUCCUCGAAGGGGAGCGCCUGGUCAAGUGCAGUGCCCUCAUGCCCCCCGUGUCGGCAGCCGCCACUCUGGGCCGGCCCCACCUGUCGCCGCUGCAGCACAUGGGGCAGCCCCUGCACCUGGCACCCAGCUCGCAGCCGGAGUUGUACAGGGAGUACUGCCGCCCCACUGUGUAUGUUGCUGCAGCCAGCAGCCUCGCCCAGCCUGCAUAUCUGCCACAGCAGGCGCCACAGAAGUAUGUCCUGGCUGCCAGUGGAUUCCUGGCCCCGCCCCUGGCCCCACCCCCGGCCCACCACCACAGUCGGGGUCCCGCGCCCGCCACGGCCACACUGGCUGCCGUGCCCUACGCAGCACACCCACUUCCCGCCCACCUGCAGCCUGCGGCAGCCGGUCCCCAGGGCACGGGCGCUGCCGCUGCCCCGCCCACCUUUCCGGCCGCGCCUGCGGCUGCCGUUGCAUCGUAUGGCUAUGGCCUGAACCCACUGAGCCCAGGCAAGCCCCAGUACCAGCACGUAUACCAGAUGUUUGGCGAGUGAGCAGGGCUGGCUUUCAAAGCCACUCCGGCCAAAGUCUACAGACUAUUGUCGUGUUUCGAAGGAAAGUGGCUUGCCACUUGCAUGCUGCUGCUGGGUCAGCUCUGGAGGAACAAGUGCGGACACGGAUGUGUGGACCAGUCAUUGUGGACCGUGUGCAGUAGUUUCCCACUGGCACUUGGUGGACCAGUGUGGAGGGUACGGCACAUCCUGCGGUGUGUAAACCCCCUAGUGACUUCACACUGAGAACCAUUUAUUCUGCGUGCUGUUUAGUUUUUCAUUUUUCUCGUGUACAAGCACACACACCUGGCAGCAGCACCAGUAGUCUAGCUUCAUGGUGUAGAACCCAGGUCCAGGAGAAAUGGUUCACCUUGUUUUGCUUUCCAACAUGCUGCAAGCCACUUGGCCUCAUAUGUUUGACCUUCGAGGCUCUUUCCCUUUAUUUCUUGCUGAGGGCUGGUCUACUAGAAUCCCUAGUGCCUGGCUCAACCCUCUGGGCCUCUUUGUCAUCAGCUCCCACCACGGGUAUCACCAAUGUGCACAGUGGAUAUGUGCGCUCUUAGUCAAGCAUCAAGUGUAGCACUGUUGCUGUUGCAUUUCUUUUUUUCAUGACUUAAUUGUUGUCCUGUAGAAUUAUCUCAGUGGCUGUUCCUACAGCCGUCUGCACUUCACCAGGGAUUUUGUUUGCUACACCCGAACAUUGUAUUUGUCUUGCGUGCCUGCGUUUUUGCUUGUGUUUGGGCAAUGCGACUACACUGUGCGCGGAACAACAGACAGUCGCGCUAUGUUGUGUGUGUGUGCGGGCUUACCUCUGGAUCACUGCUUCCAGACUGGCAGAGUAUAUAGGCACGGGGAUUGGUGGCACGAGAACACUGCUUUGCGAGAUUUGCAGUGUCUGCACGUUGAUCCAUGGAGAACAGUUUUGUGCUGUCGUUUGCAUGUACACAGCUGCCUUCUGCCCCUUGAGCUGUGCCUUGCCAGGGGUGGGCAUGGACUUGGAGGUGCAGUUAGCUUUGGUGUGCCGAUGCAGACACGAUUCGCACCUCAAACGCCCACAGCUUGAGAAAGUUGCUUCACAAAAGCGGACCUAGCUGUGUUUGGAGCUCCCUGUGUAGCAGUGCCGUGCCUACCACAAUGUCGGUCACUGCACUUGACGUACAUUCUCUCUCGUGAGCUUUUGUGAAUACGUGAGGUGGGCAGAUGGAGUUGCUGGUUUUUGCUGUUCACACCCGUACUUAGUGCACUGUCAUGGCCAUGAAAUUUCGGCAGACGAGCGGGAAGAAAUCCUGGCGUGCAGAAAUGGCACUUAGUUGCCGAGACCUUUCAGCCGUAAGCAUUUUGUAGCAUUGUUGCAGCAUGAGUGUGCACUUUUCUCAUAGUGUUCGUUAGUUGUGGCAGUUGAAGAAGCCCUUCCCUCUGCAUUUCUCGGCGAAAGCCCCCAUUUUCUGUAGUUUCUUUCUCUGCCAAGCAGCGAUUCCAACACCUUCCCGCACCAGCUUUUCUUGUGCGAACUGAACGUCGUGUGCCUUUCUCUCCCAGCCUCGUACUUCUGUUGUGUUUGCCGUCCUCUCUCCCUCCGUCUCUAGGCAGGGUGGUAAAAAAAAAAUGGGCUACCUUGGACCUCUCCUAGACGCGUUGUGUGCACCGGUAAGAGCGCCCAACAUGGUGAAAGAAACAGAGGAAUUCUAUUUCCAUCUCUUUACUCUUUAGGACGGCCAGAUGUAUUUUUGUGAAGUGCCUCUCAACCAUAGAGCGGGAUGUAGCAGACAUAGUCGUAGUAGUUUCUCAGGGCACGCCCCCCCCCCCCCCCCCCCAUAGGCCAGUGGCCGGUGCGCAGUGCCCGAGGGCGCAGCUUUUGUGCGUGUGUGUGUUCUGCCUCACUGGUGUGUGUACACCUUGCUGCUGCACAGAGCAUUGUCCUCUCGACCGGGAGAGGGAAGGGUGGCGACAGGUUUUACAGGGUCCCUUGUCGCGUAGGCCUGCGGGUCGUUACCCUGUCCCCACGUGUAAUCAGAAUGGUGACCGGGUGCUGCUUUAGGUUGAACGCGAGUGCGCAAACAUUGUUUGCUUUUUCCCUCCUAAUUGUAGAUCCACUUAUGUUUCGUGGGUUGAGAGACAGCGUGUGUGCCAGAGAAAUUGGCAGGAAAAUGAAAAAAAUGUGAUAAUGAAAGCAGCACGUUUUGCUGUAACUGUUGUCAUAUGCAUUUGCUUGUACAAAGCUUAGUGAGGCAGGUCUUUACUCGUAGAGGAACGAGAAUUACCACUGCUGUGUAAUGAUGAGGCCUGGUGAGACGUGCUUGCACGGCUUACUUUGGGUUGUGCUAGGCUGGUGGAAGCUCCGUGCUUUCCAGCCGUCGGCGCCUGCAACCACCAUUUGUUAGUGUCACCAUUCCUACUGCUUGUGUUGGCUUUCUUGAGUGUCCGUACAGUGCGUGUGAAGCAAGGAACCCAGCUGUGUAUUGUGCAGAAAUCGUGCAUUUAGGCCGUGUGUCAUGGAGCAUACACUCUUCAUUGCCACACAUACACACACACAAAAAAAAGAAAAAGCGGGGAGCACACACGAAGCGAGGGUAGGCUGACAUCUCACUGUAGUGUAUGUCAGUCGUGUUGGUGAAGGAACUUGCACAAAGUGCUGUUUUCUUUGGCGUAUUUUUUAACACUGCACCCUUUGUACUUUCUCGGAAUGCAGUGGCAUGGUGUGAUGGUGUUGCUUUUUCCAUGCGUGCACAGCAAAGCUUUAUAGACGCUGCAUUUUGCUGUUUUGCAUCCAAAGUGUGUAUUUUUGUUUGCUUCUUCACAGCCAAAAAAAAAAAAAAGGAAUGGUUUCUGUUCUUUCCUUACGGUCACAUUGGUGUUAAAAAAGUAAAAGCCCAUUUUAUUGUUCCCAGCACAGCAAUGUUGCAGCCACGCUUGAAAUGCCCGCAACUUAAAGCGAAAUGGAAAAACACCUUUAUUUAAGCAUGUACUUUUUGGUUUGAGCUUUCUCUUUAAAGCUCAUGUGUUUCUGCACGCUUCCCUAUCUCUUGUACGAGCUCCAUAUCACCUUCCUCUUUAUGUUGGGAUACUGUGCCUUGUUUCCCCACUUUUAAAGUUCCUGCGUUGCUUGUGUUUUUUAUUAUCCAGGAGUUGCCUGCAACAAAAUGCUGGGGAUGUCUUCCUCACGGUGAUAAGAAAUGGCACCCCUGCUCCCCCCCCCCUCCCCCAGCUUUUCUUUUUUUGCCAUGUGCUUUUCGUUCCAGUCUCCAGUGAUGUCUGCAUUUGUGAUGAUGUAAAUACAUACGCAUUACUGACGGCUUGCACCCCCUCCUCCCCCCCAUCCUUGGGAACAGCAACAAGCUUGGAGAGGUCAGGAAUGCCUGCACAUUAUCUAUACUGUACAUAAAAGAGAAUGCCGACAAGUGAAUCACAUUGGUCUGUUGCAUUCUAUACACGUUGUACACCACAAGCAUAAAUAUAUAUAUAUAAGUAUACACGUGUAUGUUCCACAGCGAAAUGGGCAAAGUAUAGAGGUUCACUAUCGAAGGGGCAGGGACUAGUUUUGGGUAGGACAGGUGGGGUCUACUAAAAGGCGGGAUGAGUUUUACUAUUGCCCUUUUCUUUUUAUGAUUGAUUAGGCAGAAGGCUUGUGCCAGGCUAACUGAAUUCAGAGGUUGGCUUGAGUGCUAAUUGGUUGCUGGUGACUGUCACGUUGAGUGAUGGCGGCAUUAGUUUUGAUGUCAAAGUUUUUGUGAUGGUGGCAAGUCUCGCUGCUGCAUUUGAGCAGAAGUGGGCAUGUGGCAGUUCUGCUGCUGCGCCAACGGAGAAAUUGUCACUCUGCAGUUUCGUUGGCCUUGCUCUCCUGCCGUCUGCAUGCAUCUAUCUGUAUUCUUAUUCUGUAUGCAUAAACAGCAUAUGUUAUAUACUAGUCUUUAAAGCAAACAAAAAAAAGGUAAUCUUACUAUUUGAAAAGUGACUAGCUUUUCGCCUUUCAUUUUCUUGUUUCUUGGUGAGGCUUCAGAUGUGUUGUCUGCUGCACACUUUACUCAUUAUUUUGCCAGUUGUUAGCCUUGUUACUGUGCUGUUUGAGUUAUUUCUUUUUAAUCAUUCGUAUUGUUAUAAAUUGCAGGUGGGAUGUUGACAGCAUUUUUUUUUUUUCAGUUUAUACAUCCUUUUUUUGUUCAGGGGACACUGACUAUGUGAAAGAGGCCUAGCUGGGGUGGGAUUCUUGGGGGCUUACAAUGGGGUAAACUGACUACCAAUGUUUGUGUACAAGCUUUUGACGUUUAGCACCUAAUAUGACUUGCUAAAAAAAAAUAUGAAACCGAGUGGUAGUGUAGUUGUCGGUCUUGGUUUUCAUUUACGUUGUUGUUCUAUUCCCAACUUGGGCUUGUGUGUGAGUGUGUGUCUGUGUGUGUGUGUGCGCGCGAGUUUUUAGCAGUGUUGACUACCGUGUACUCUGUUUUUGCUUCUCCUGUUGUCUGGCUGCGACUUGCAGGUGUAAAAUGCACAUCUUUCCCUUUUUUUUCUUUCUCUUUCGCUUCCUCUGAGUUGUCAGUGUUUAUAAAAGUACAUAAUAGAAUUAGAAUUCACGAGUAUGUUUUGGUUCUGCUCUUGUGUGUAUUAUGUGGGUAUGGCCAGAUGCCUGUUCACUAUUAAAGAAUCGAAGAACUGGUUGA
Messenger RNA from Dermacentor andersoni, 9658 nucleotides. RefSeq lists its product as uncharacterized. Gene Ontology annotation, biological process: peptidyl-serine phosphorylation; peptidyl-threonine phosphorylation. Gene Ontology annotation, molecular function: ATP binding; protein serine/threonine kinase activity; protein tyrosine kinase activity. Lineage: Eukaryota; Metazoa; Arthropoda; Arachnida; Ixodida; Ixodidae. The record is from RefSeq and is a predicted model, not a curated record. Gene Ontology annotation, cellular component: nucleus; cytoplasm.